AUGGGCGAGUGCCGAGGGAGAGCUGCGGGAGAGGAGAUGGACGCACGCAAUCAGACAGCGGAGAAAGACCGACGGCUGGAUGAAGUCGCCGAGCUCAAGAGACAGAUUGACUCCCAGACGGAAUCGUACGAAUCCGUCCUCUCCGGAAAGGAUUCGGAGCUUCAGCGAUGUCAGGGCGCCGCUAACCUCCUAAGGGCCCACGGUGAGAGUCUGGGGGCCGAGCGGCAGCUGCUGGCCCAAAUCACGGAAGUAACGGCCCAGACGAUGAAUCGCUUGGCAGGAAUCCACGAGCAAUCGAGGAUUUCUAUACAGCGCUCGGAUCGCGUUAUCGGGGAACUGUGCGAGCGAACAAACGGCAAUAUUCUUCAGGUGCAGCAACUAAUAAGACGCCGUGAAGAGCUGGAUGAAGAAGACCGGAACUUCAGACGGUUUCUUGAUGCCCAAGUAGAGGAAUGGCAGACAAGACUGGAACCUAUAGAUAAGACGCUGGAAGAAUAUGGCAGAACGGUGAGAAGUUUGGAAGAUGAGCUUAGAAUCGCUGGAAAGGAAGAAGACGAUCUCCGGCAGGUUUUGCAAGAACGAGACGCUUCAAUUGAAAAUCUGAAGGAAGAUAUAAACCGCCACAGCCAGAAAGCCCAAGAAUUCCUCUUUCAAGCAGAAAUGCGGAAGUUACAAAAAGACAAGGAACAUAAUCGCAUGAAACAGCUUCAGUCAAGAGAGCGGAAUCUGCAAAGCCGGCUGGAAAGAGCAGAGACGAGCGAGACGCGCGGACAGCAACUACCUGCGAAAAAAGAGAGAACUCGAGGCGUCCCGGCAAAAACUAAGGGAAUAUGA
Molecule: messenger RNA, 834 nt
Organism: Spea bombifrons (plains spadefoot toad)
Lineage: Eukaryota; Metazoa; Chordata; Amphibia; Anura; Pelobatidae
Product: centrosomal protein of 290 kDa-like
Exons: 6
Coding region: 1-834 (277 amino acids)
Source: RefSeq, a predicted model, not a curated record